This is a messenger RNA of Pollicipes pollicipes, 1451 nucleotides long. Its product is annotated as clumping factor A-like. Lineage: Eukaryota; Metazoa; Arthropoda; Thecostraca; Pollicipedomorpha; Pollicipedidae. The transcript has 4 exons. The record is from RefSeq and is a predicted model, not a curated record. The coding region runs from base 246 to 1451 and encodes 401 amino acids.
CUCAAUAUUGCAGUUGCCGUAAAGUCGGGUGCAGGUGCAUACGUGGGUGACUCAGGACGGCGUCGAGAUCCCGUGAUCCACUACUCAAAACUGGCUGACGGGAUGCACUAAGACGAGUAAAAUAAUUAAGUGCGGACGUGGAAAAUGAUGAUGUAUUCUUGUAACGGUUGGAGUGACAGGGACGCUCGUGGGACGAGAGGGAAUGGCUCAACCAUGAAAUAGGCGUUUUCACCUAGGCCAAGAACAUGACAAGCGUUCAGGAUUAUCUACGUGAGCUCCGUGCAGCUCGGAAAGAGUUUGCAGCAGGCAGCAAACCUGGCACUGCGGCCACUACCACUGAGCAGCACGUUGGUGGCUCUCCAGCCAUCAACCGCUCUGCCGCCUCGCCGUGGCUCAAGUCGCCAGCCGUCUCCAAGCCACUCCCGUCCGCGCCAGUGCGCGACGGUGGUGGAGGUGAGCCCGCGUCGGUUCGUCAGGGUGCUGGCCGGGGACGACCGUCCGUCGCACCAGCGAACUCCCUGGCGGUCCGUGGCACCGGCCGAGCAGCCGUUGCUCCGGCACCGGGGAGACCGUCACCAGGAGCCGCCGGAGCCCGGGGCGGCGAGGGCCGCUCACCCGCCCGCCCAGUGAAGCCGUCGGCGGCCGCCGGCGGGAGGACGCCGCCCGAGGACGCCGACAGCGACACUGACAUCAGCCACCUGAUCGACCAGCUGAGCCUGAAGUCGCCGGCCAAGGCGGCGGCGCCGCGGCGCGGCAGCAAGAUGGAAAUGCUGCGCCGCAAGUUCUCCACCUCCAGCCCCACCAAGUCGUGGGCUGACCUAGGCAGCAGCGGCGGCUCACUGAGCCGACCGCGCGCCCGCUCCUCGGUCAGCAUCCGUGACGAGAAGAUCAUCCUGAGCGGCAUCUCGGGCGACGAGGCGGACGCCACCGACUCGGCCCCAGAAGCGCUCUCGUCCGGCGACUCGUCCUCCUCUUCCUCCUCCUCCUCAAGCAGUGUGCCGACCGAGCGUGCCGCCGCUCGCCGGGCGUCCUCCUCCAGCUCCAUCCUCACGGAGCCGGCAGCGGCAGCGGCGGCGGACGCCAGCGGGGCGGCCUCGGUGUCCAGUUCCAUCCGGACCGAGUCGGCGUCGGAGCUCAGCCGCACCAUCACCUCGGUGCCCACCGGGCCCUCGGCCGGCACCGACGACUCAGAUUCCAAGUCGGACUCGGACUCGGACUCGGAGUCAGCGUCGGAGCCGGACCUGCACUCGCACCCGAGGCCGCAGGCGCAGCCGCAGCGGGAGUGCGAGCGGGAGCGGGGGAGGGAGCGCGAGCAGGAGACCGGCACAGAGUCUGAGGACUCGACGCUUCAAGAGGAGGCCUCGGAUCGCUCAGCUCGUCGCGAGCUGAGUCCGCUGUCCAGGAAGCCUGCUGGUGCCUCCGACGCAAGCCGAGCCGGGAGGCUCGAGUGA